AUGGCUAGCCUCAUUCGUCUCGCUCUCUACCUGGGAGCUCUUCUGCCUGCUGCUCUUGCUGCCCCCACCGCACCCACCAAGGGCUCAGACGUGAUUCCCGGGAAAUACAUCAUCACCCUCAAAUCUUCUGCUUCCUCUGCCAAAGUCGAGUCUCACCUUCAGUGGGUUGGUGAUGUUCAUCGCCGCAGCCUUUCUAAGCGCGACACUGCUGGUAUCGAGCAUACCUUCAACAUCAAAAACUGGAAUGCCUACGCUGGACAGUUCGAUGAGGACACUAUCAAGGAAAUUGAGGCCAGUCCUGAGGUUGCUUUCGUCGAACCUGACAAGGUUGUCAAGCUCAGCUUCGAAGAAUCCAGCGAGUUGUCUGAUAGGGCCCUGACCACCCAGUCAGGAGCUCCUUGGGGUCUUGGAACGAUCUCGCACCGCACUUCUGGUUCAACUAGCUACAUCUACGAUACUUCUGCUGGCGAGGGCUCUUAUGCCUAUGUCGUCGACAGUGGUGUUUUAAUCUCUCACUCGCAGUUCGGCGGCCGCGCUGUUGCCGGAUAUAGCAUCUUUUCGGGAGCUAACACUGAUACUCUUGGACACGGGACUCAUGUUGCUGGCACUAUUGCAGGCUCAACCUAUGGUGUUGCUAAGAAGGCGAAUAUUGUUUCCGUCAAGGUCUUCCAGGGAGCAGAGGGAACUGAUUCUGGUGUUCUCGCUGGUUUCAACUGGGCUGUCAACGAUAUCACUUCCAAGGGCCGCGCCGGCAAGGCCGUUAUUAAUCUUUCUCUGGGUGGCGACGCAUCUCAAGCUUGGGUAACUGCUAUUGACGCUGCUUAUAACUCAGGUGUGCUCUCUGUUGUCGCUGCCGGAAACGGUGACGAGGAUGGAAACCCACUACCCGUAUCGAGUCAAUCCCCUGCCAAUGCUGCCAACGCCAUCACUGUUGCUGCUCUCACCUCUGCCUGGAGACCUACUUCAUUCACAAACUACGGUGCUGGUGUCGAUAUCUUUGCUCCCGGGCAAGGAAUUCUCUCUGCGUGGAUUGGCUCCAACAGCGCUACUAACUCUAUCAGUGGUACAUCUAUGGCUUCUCCCCAUGUUGCUGGUCUUGCUCUCUACCUCAAGGUUCUCGAGGGUCUUACUACACCAGCUUCUGUCGCAAGCCGAAUUAAGGCCCUUGGAACCUCCGGAAAGAUCACUGGUACCCUCUCUGGCAGUCCUAAUCUGAUUGCCUACAAUGGCAACAGCGCUUGA
This is a messenger RNA of Fusarium mangiferae, 1242 nucleotides long. RefSeq lists its product as uncharacterized. The transcript is spliced from 5 exons. Lineage: Eukaryota; Fungi; Ascomycota; Sordariomycetes; Hypocreales; Nectriaceae. Bases 1 to 1242 code for a protein of 413 amino acids. The record is from RefSeq and is a predicted model, not a curated record. Gene Ontology annotation, biological process: proteolysis. Gene Ontology annotation, molecular function: serine-type endopeptidase activity.